This is a messenger RNA of Pieris rapae (cabbage white), 4440 nucleotides long. RefSeq names its product ankyrin repeat and LEM domain-containing protein 2 homolog (gene Ankle2). Gene Ontology annotation, molecular function: protein phosphatase 2A binding. Gene Ontology annotation, biological process: negative regulation of phosphorylation. The transcript is spliced from 16 exons. NCBI's taxonomy places the organism in Eukaryota, Metazoa, Arthropoda, Insecta, Lepidoptera, Pieridae. Gene Ontology annotation, cellular component: endoplasmic reticulum. The record is from RefSeq and is a predicted model, not a curated record. Bases 144 to 3008 code for a protein of 954 amino acids.
UCGUUCGAUUUACGUCAAAAAUCAAGACAAUAUUGAGUUUUAAAAUAGAUUACAAUAAUUAUUUUCUAUGCAUUCUAAUUUGAACAUAACUUUUUGCUUAAUGUGCUAAAAAAGUGUCUUUAUAGAGCAGACAGCAUGUUUUUAUGACAUUAUUCAACCCUAAUUUUUGUGAGAUGUCUAAGGCUGUACUUAUCCCGGAAUGCAACAAAGACUUAGGGGGAGUUAAAGGAGAGUUGAGUGUCUCUCCCAAUGAUAAAAAAGACGGUGCCAUUGGACUCUUAAGUAGGCUGCUCCGUUUUGAUGCUCUAAGUAAAAGGCAGGGAGCACCUGGGAGUCCUACAUCUGAUGAACCACCGACUACUUACUAUGGAGUGUAUAUACCUUGCGAAUUAAAGAAAGGCCCUGAUGAAGAAGCUCUUCAUGUAUACAAAACUAAGUCAGAGGCUUUAGAAUUAGUUCGAAGGUACAAAUCGGCUAGGUUCAAGGUAUUUAGGAAUCAUCAAGAUGCCGUAUCUUUUGCUUUACGUGGAGCUGAAUCUAAUGAGAUUCAUGAAGGAAAUGUUAACUCUGUCAUGGGAGAAAAGCCAUACCCAUUUAAGGCACCAUCACCCCAAGAUAUGGUGACACUCCGCAAAGCUAUUGAGGCAGGGUUAACUUGCACAGUACGAGAUAGAGUUUGGGACAACCCUAGAUACCUGGUUAGCAGUGGCAAUACUCCAGCAAUUGUUCAGGAAGGAUCCCGUUACAACGCCUUACACGUAGCAGCAAAAUCCCUUAACGCUGAAAUAUGCAACCUUCUUUUGACAACAGUGGGAAACCCCGCCUUUGUGCAAACCUUGUAUGGCGCUGAUGCCGAAGCGGAUUCUUGUAGGGAAUUCGCGGCCAUUUUAGUGGACCGCUACCUCAACACACCGGACAAGGCGAUGAACGAGACUCCUCUGCAUUUCGCGGCUAAAUUCGGAGCCGAACACGUCGUCGAUGUGCUGACGUCAUUCCCGCAGUGCAACAAACUCGCCAAGAACAAGUAUGGGGAAAUGGCCAAAGAUAUAAUCUGUAACCGCGUCUCCAAGGCCAACUCGGAAUUAGUCCGACGGAUAUCCGUAAUGCUGACGGAGCGCUACUACGUGCCGGUGGUGCACGCGGAGGACGAAACGAGUCCGCCCACCAUCGGGAGACCUUUCACACCGGCUGCGCCGCCUGAUUUAAAUCGCGAUCCACUGUCACCUCGGUUCGAGAUUCGGGCUUUCGCGGGUCCGAUGGAGGCGAAUGAUGCUGAAAGCUUCCGUCGAAGGUGGAAAACACCUCCGCGAUCCAUCAAACCCAAUUUCAGACUCAGGGAUAUGUCUAAGGGCCUCGAAGCUGUUGGAAGGAACCUAGCCGAACAAAUGAACGUGACAUGGAAGGAGUACUGGCCAUUUUUAGACACGUUCACAGACCUCCGGACCCCAGAAGGCCUCAAUUUACUAGAAAACUAUCUGAGCGCGAAAUUCAAGAUGUCCUCCUAUAUGGAGGCUUCGCCCCCGGAGACGCCCCUCAGCACGUCGAAAGAAGUGCUGAGCCCCAUCUCAGAUUUGUGCAAUGCGAUGAAAUCGUGCAAUUUGAGUGACAGGCCAUAUUGGAGCAGGACGGAUCCCGUGAGACAGAGAAUGUGUCGACAACCUAAUGCGAGGCCCACAACAAACGGGGAAACGUUCCAAAUGAACCACACGGUCAGUCAACUGCUUUGCAUAGAAAGAACCUGCCAAGUGUUCGCCAAACGCAUUGCGGAUGCGCUCAUUUUCUCUCUGACAGCGGAACCGGAAGUCGCCGGCGACUCCCUCAAGUCGGAAGCCACGCACCUCCACAACACCAUGCUGACCUACAUGGACGACGAAAGGUUCAAGGGCAUCGACUUCGCGUUGGCCCAUUGGAGGCUCGCUCAGCUGGUCGUCUUCAAGCUGAGGCAGAGCAUCGAUUCGGACGACGUCAGCUCUCUGUUGGAAUUUCUCGGGAGGACGAGGUGCCCCGACGACGACGUCAGCUCGGACGAUGAGAAGGCGCAUCGGAGGAAGACGAGGAACGCGAUGGAGGCUCACGUGAAGUGCGUGUCGAGCUUCAUCGCCGAAGAGUUGGAGGGCGAGGGGAGCAAGGGACCCGCGGCUUCGGACCUCGAGUGUGCCGACAUUUGGAGUAAGGCGGAGAAGUGCAGAUGUGAAUGGAAGAUAGAAAUGUUUGAGAGGAACAGUAAAAAGAACGCUUCGUUCAGAAAGAACAGGUCUAUUCUCUCCAGUAGCCCGAAGAGUGACGGCUUCAUUAGGAGAUUAACUUUCGACCAGGAUAUAGGCGAUGGCAAGCUUCAAAACAAAGAAAACGUAGAGGAGACACAGAACAUGAAUUCGCCAGGAGGAGACAACGUUCCUACUGUUUUUACUGUGGACGUUGCCAAAUGUCGAGUUGUGGAUGCUGAGAUAUCAGACGAUGACUCUGAUUUAGAAGAGGCCUAUUUGACUGCGCCGGAGUCCCCAGACAGCUCCGACGACGAAAUGUUUGACGCAAGCGAUCGACCAAUCAUCGAAUGCUUCAUAAAUGGCGAGGAGCCAACAAAAAUAGACCGCCAAGUAUUCGAGGCGUUGUCAGAGUGUGCAAUAUCAUCCGAAGAGUUUCCCAACAUCUCCCGUUGGAGACAUUGCGUUGGACUCUACUCGGAACAGGAGAGAGAAAGUUGGCAGACAUCAUCUCACUCCGAUGGCAGCGUAAUAUCCUCAAUAUCCUGGAGUAUUUGCAAUUCCCCCCGAACACCCCUGUCCACCCCCGGAAGGCCCCACACACCGGGGACACCAAACCGGCCCCUCACCCCAGGGAGCCCCAUUUGCAGCACCCCACACAAAGGGAUGUCAUCGCCGGGGAGCAAGGAAGACAGAAAUCCAUCCUUACAGGUAUCGAACUGGCUGCGGGUGACGGGACCGAAUUCUCCUCGAGCGACGCUGACGAGUAAAAACGUCAGUCACAACGUCAGCUUUGGGUUCUAACAGCCCGCCUCGUUUACUUAUUUUGACAUUCAUAAUAAUUUUUAUUAGUUAUUUUUUAAAUCCCAAGUCUGCUACGUAUUUUUAUUUUAUUGCCUUGGGUUUUAGGAUUAAAUAAUAUUACGGAAGCCUAAAGGAAAACUAAUAGGUAUUUUUGACAAUCUCUGAUUCUUCUUUGAAAUAGCGAUUUGGGUCUACAUGGUGUUUAGUUUCCUUAGAUGACGCGAAUCUUGACGCUGUGUAAGAAUUUAAUGAAAAAACUAUAUUGUUAGUUGAGUUAAUUUGAAAUAUUUGUUUUAAUUAAAGAAAUUUAUAAACAUAGUUUUUAAAAUAUAAUAUGACGUCAAGGGUUUAGAUUGUGUUGAGCUUAAUGUAACGGCAGAAACUAAAUAUCCUGGAAAUACCCCAUUUUGUAGUUUCAAUUUUAUCUUAAUCUGCAGAUUGAAUUCACGAAGCUUUAAUCUUUGAAAUUGGUUUUGACAGUGUAGAUUUCGCUAGGUUUUAUUCUAAUUCCACUUAAUUUGUAUUAAUACGUGAAACGUAAAUUUUUGGCAGUAGAAGAAUUAUAGCAUUAUUUGGUUUAUAAGAUUAAGUUUUUAUUGGAAAUUUAACAUGGAACCCUUUUGACACUCGACAAAACCUAAUGUUAAAAAAGAGAAAUUUUAUGCCAAAAGGUAAAAUGUUAAUAGAAAAAAAUAUCUAAAUUUAACCCAAUGUUUAAGAAUAUAACGUUUCAGUGAUACUAACGUUAGUUGUAAAAGUUAAUUUUAACAAAGUGACCGCUUAUAGUACACAUAUGGCUGUGUUCAAUAAUUGAUGUUGUAUCAUAUGUGGGAAUGUCCCAUAUAAAAUACUGAUACGACAAUUUCGCCUUUGUGUACUCUAAGAACUUUAGGUAAAUAUAAUCUCAGCUCCGAAUACACAAACGCCACUUUAGGAGCUACUUUGGACUAAAACGAAACAGCUAUAUUUUUUAAUAUCUGGUUUUUGUGUAUUCGGGCAUCUUUAUUUGUAUUGUUGUGUCCCUUUAAUUUUGAUUUACGCGGUCGGUUAAAAUAUAAGUUUUGUGUUAAAUAUAAACCGUCGGCGUAUAUCGAUCGGGUUCUAUGUUCUGGUCAAAUUUAAAAGUCAGAAAUAUUUUCAUAUACCUUUUUUAGUAGAAAUGUUUUUUUUUAAUUUCCUACGAAAAGAAGGAAAUAGUUAUUCGGUGCUCCGGCAUCGGAAAAAUGAGUAAUAGCAAUUUGAUUGAACAUAGCGCCCUCUUGCAUUUCACAAAUUUUAUGUUAAAGUUAAUCAGUUGACAAUAAUUGUUCGCAUUCAAUAGCAUUUAAUGUUUUUUUUGGAAAUGACGAAUGUCCCCCUCGGGGGCCCACAGAUGAAUGUUUGUACUUUUAUAAAAUGAUGUAUAUAAAUGUACGAAAUAAAUUAUGAUUGG